AUGUUGAGGGAUUUCAAAUUCUUGCGCCGGAAUUCUUCGAAGAAUGACGAAGCGGAGAAUAUUCCGGUGAGUCGAAAGGAUUUUUCGGCUGUUCGGAUCUCGUCGGACUCGCCGAGAGCUCCGUUCAACGCCAUUCAAGAUCCGGCUCCUAAUCCGAAGCCGGAACAAGACGUUUCUAAGAGCAAGGUUGAUAAAACCCCGGUAAAGUCAAAGGCUAAAGCUUCGGAUCAUCCGGCAUUGCCACUUCGGACGCCGGACAAGCUCGGAGCCGCGAUGUCAGCGAAGAACCGGUUUGGUUGGGCGCAGAGGAACGAAGCCGGAGGCGGCGACGAUUUCGGAAGUUGUUCCGUGAGCCGAAGAGCUGGGAUUGGGAAUGGGGGUUUCGCAAGUAUGACGCCGAGGCCGACGAGGACUACUGUCGGGAGAGCUGCGCCGAGCUUUUCGGAGAGCAAUUCGACGCAGAGCACACCAACAAAGAGCGUCUCCAAGCCUCCGAGUUCCACUCUCCGGAGCAAGGUGGACGGUGUCGUCGGUGCUCGGAUGGGGAAUUUCGCUGCAUUGUACAAAGGAUCGUCGUCAACGGUGGUUAAUACGGUCGAAGUUCCUCACUUCGAUCUCAAGGAAGAUCCGUCCUUUUGGAUGGAGCACAAUGUACAGGUCCUUAUACGUAUUCGUCCUCUUAAUAGCAUGGAGAGAAGCACAAAUGGUUACAACAGAUGCUUGAAGCAAGAGAGCUCUCAGACCAUUACUUGGGUUGGCCACCCAGAAACUCGGUUCACAUUUGAUCAUGUAGCCUGUGAAACAGUAGAUCAGGAAAUGCUUUUCAGGAUGGCCGGGUUACCUAUGGUGGAGAAUUGCCUCUCAGGGUAUAAUAGCUGUAUGUUUGCCUACGGUCAGACGGGAAGUGGAAAGACAUAUACAAUGCUUGGGGAGAUUGACAACCUAGAAGUCAAGCCUAGUCCACAUCGUGGAAUGACGCCAUGCAUAUUUGAAUUCUUGUUUGCAAGGAUCCAAGCUGAAGAGGAAAGCAGGAGAGAUGAGAAGUUAAAAUACAAUUGCAAGUGCUCUUUCUUAGAGAUCUACAAUGAACAGAUUACAGAUCUUCUUGAUCCCUCAUCCACCAAUUUGCUUCUGAGAGAGGAUGUUAAGAAGGGUGUUUACGUAGAAAACUUAUCAGAGUUUGAAGUUUGUACCAUCGGUGACAUCCUAAACCUUCUAAUUCAGGGUUCUUCAAAUAGGAGAGUUGCGGCCACAAACAUGAAUAGAGAGAGCAGCCGUUCACAUAGUGUCUUUACAUGUGUAAUUGAAAGCAGAUGGGAAAAGGAUUCAACUACUAACUUACGGUUUGCUAGACUAAACUUGGUUGACUUGGCUGGUUCUGAAAGGCAGAAAAGCUCUGGUGCUGAGGGUGAGCGUUUAAAGGAAGCUGCUAACAUUAACAAAUCUCUGUCUACAUUGGGUCAUGUUAUAAUGGUUCUAGUGGAUGUUGCACAAGGGAAGCAAAGGCAUAUUCCUUAUAGAGACUCAAGACUUACCUUUCUUCUACAGGACUCACUUGGUGGGAACUCAAAAACAAUGAUUAUAGCAAAUGUUAGCCCUUCUAUCUGCUCUGCGGCUGAAACACUGAACACUCUUAAGUUUGCUCAGCGAGCGAAAAUGAUCCAGAAUAACGCUGUGGUGAAUGAAGAUUCUACAGGGGAUGUCACUGCCUUGCAACACCAAAUACGGCUUCUAACGGAGGAACUUUCUAUUCUGAAACGUCAGAAUGUCUCUCGGUCUUUAUCAUUUGGGUUGCCUACUUAUGAAUAUACGAGUCAAGUAUCGGAAUAUAGUUUUCAAGGACAUGUGUGUGACAUGGAUACAGAAGAUUCUGAUGAUUUGCUUGAAAACGACUCUAAAGGCACUGUGAGAAUGUCUAAUAAGCAGCUGAAAGGCUUGGAGACAACACUUGCCGGUGCCUUGAGGAGGGAGCAAAUGGCAGAAACUUUUGUAAAGCAACUUGAAGCUGAAAUAGAGCAAUUAAACCGAUUGGUAUGCCAAAGAGAGGAAGACACUAGGAGCACUAAAAUGAUGCUUAGGUUUCGGGAGGACAAAAUUCGAAGGAUGGAGUCACUUGUUAAUGGCUCAAUUCCCGUGGACAGUUAUUUACUAGAAGAGAACAUAGCUCUAUCUGAAGAGAUUCAACUACUUCAAGCUAAACUAGAAAAGAAUCCAGAAGUAACUCGCUUUGCAUCGGAGAAUAUACGGCUUUUGGACCAGCUCGGAAGAUUUCAAGAAUUCUAUGAAGAAGGCGAGAGAGAGAAACUCUUGUCUGAAGUAUCUGAAUUGCGGGAUCAGUUGCUACAAUUUCUUGAUGGAAACUCGAUACAGCAAAACAAUCCAAAUUUAACAAUUGUUCCUGAGGAAUCCAUGUGCAUCAGCAAGAAAAAUGAAUUCCUUAAUCUGGAGUUGGGAAACACUUUCAUUGAGUUAGAGGAAUGUCGGCGCAAUUUGACUUCUUGUUUGGAUGAAAAUGCAAAACUCAGUAGGGAGCUAGAAGAUGUCCGUUCAAUGUUAAUUAAUCUUCAAUCUUCACCCCUUGGUCAAGAAGAUAGCGUUAAGACUACAGAGUUUCUAAACGCAGCUCAAAUUGAAGAGAUAGAGUCAAAACAUGAGUCUAUGAUGACUAAGAAUGCAGAAGAAAUUGUGAACUUGCAAUUGGAAUUGGACAUUUUAAAGAUUAUUCUCAAAGAAGAGAGAUCUUCUAGUGGCAAGGUGGAGGAAAGGGUAACAUGCUUAAACAGUGAGCUUGAGCUGGCGAAAGAAGAGCUCUUCUCAAUAAGCAAACAUUAUGACGAUGCAAAGACAGAAUUGGAGGAGGCAAAGUCGGUCAUCGAGGCUCUUGAGUCUCAGCAGAUUCUAUCAAUCAAUGAGAUGGAAGACCUGAGAAACAGUAACAAUCAUCAUAUGCAGCUUUUGAGUAAACAGGAAGUUGAAAUCAUGUUCCUGAAAGAGAAGCUUGCUUUAAAGGAGCUAAAAGAUGUAACACCUUCAAACUCUUCAGAGAAUGAUUCCUCUCUGUUGCACGAAAAGGUGAAGAGGAUGCAAUGUUCCCUUGACAAGGCAAAGAGACUAAACAUGCGGUACCAAAAAGAUCACGAAUUUCAGGUCUCCAAUGAUGAAGAAAUUGACGAGGUCCGAAAGCAGGUUGAAGCUGAAACUGCUGAGGUGAUUGUCUGUUUACAGGAAGAGUUGGCCAUACUCCAGCAAGAAGUCCAAGCUAAUCAUUUGAAGGAUGUGGAGGUGAAAAAGAACUUAGUGCUUUUAGAAAUUGAACUGAAGGAUGUUCAUGAAAAAGUGCACGUUCUGACCGAAGAUAAUGCAAGUUUGAGCGGAAAGCUUCAGGAAAAAGAUAGAGAACUACGAACUUUGACUGAAGAAUGGUCAUUGUUGACUAGCGAGAUCGAAGAAGUUCUUGCAGACGGGUGCGAAUUGCUUAUUGACGCCUCUGAUCAGCUUGAAGUUAUAUCUAGUUCCUUUCCGCAAAAAAGGAUUUGGAUAUCUGACCAUGUGGGUAAGAUCGUAAGAACCAUAUCUGAAAAGGAAUUGUUGAUUGAAGAGCUGAGAAGAUGUUUAGAGGAUGCAAACAACAAAAGAAGCGAUGUUGAGUGUAUGCUGAAGUCAUUGAGAGGAGCAGCACUGGCCAUCACUGAAGCUCACCAAAGGGAGUGCAGUGAAAAGAAGAAGGAUAUUCUGCUCUUGAAAUCACAGUUGAACAGAAAGACAUCUAGCAGAGAGAAGCUAGAAAACAGAGUGAAACUAUUGGAACAUGAGAUUGGAAAAGCAUCAGUUUGUGCAACAGUUGCCUUUGUCAUUGUGAAUAGAUUAACAGAAGUAAAUCAUAGUAACUUUGAUGCGCUUCAGCAUAAGGAUGCCCUUCUCCGUGAGCAGGCUUCUAUAGUUCAAGAAGCAGAGAAACAAAUCCAAAUUAUGAGGGCAGAGCUAGUAGAGAUGGAAGGAAUUUCUGCUGAUUUAAGAGGGCAGAUUUCAGAAGAGCGGAAACACGCUUCCGCCAUUGAAGAAAAGCUUAAAAAUGUUGAAGAGAAGAACAUUUCAGAGGCAAAGGAAAAACUAGAAGAGCUAAAAACCGGUGUCUCCUCACUCAAAUCAUGCAUGGCCAUACAUGUGGAGCAUUAUGGAAGUCCUGAAAGGGAUAGUUCACAAGAAGAUCGUACAUUUUUUGAUGGAGAAUAUGAAGGCCGGAUAGCUCCUGAAACAUAUGCCGAUGAUGUCGAAGACUCAAGAAGGAACAUGUCUAAAUUUUCCCUUGAUGUAGGGAAGAGCGCAUCUGAUCAGGAAACUUUGAAGACAACAAGACCUUGCAAGGAUAGAGAUACUAUAGUUCUACUAAGAAGGGAAAUAGAAUCUGCCCUUCAGAGCCUGAAAGAGGUCCAAAGUGAGAUGGAGAAACUUCAUGAAGAAAAUAAAGAGAUGUCGAAGUCUGAGCAAAAAACUAGGGAAAGCAUGAAAUCUUUGGUGGCUCAGAUACUUAACCUGCAAACAACUAUGGAUAACUUUGAAAGUCAAUCCGAACACAAGAUGGGAGCUUUGAACCAAAGGCUAGAGGCAUUUGAACAGAUUGUGCUAGAAGGCAGCUCUCACUGGUAUGGAACCAAAGAGUUGCUCGAGCUAGAAGUUGAUGAUGCAAAGUUGGUUGCUGCCGAGAAAGCAGCAGAAGUUGCUUGCGUUCUUUCUAAAUUUGAAGAAGCACAAGACACCAUGAAAGAAGCAGAUAUUAUGAUCAAUGGAUUGAUGAUAGCAAAAGAGAAAAUGAAGCUCGAGGUGGAAAAAUUGAAGAAAAUGAACAGCGUUUUGAUAAAUGAUAAGGAUACAUUAGCUAACGAAGUUCAAAGCCUGCAGUCUGUCAAAAAUCUGAAAAAUCAGCAAUGUGAACAACUUGUUUCUGAUCUAGAGGAAACAAAGGCUCUGGUUGUAGAACUUGAAGACAUUAUUUCAGAGGUCCAGACUGCUUUCAAGGAGAACUCCAUGCUUCUAGCCUCUGAUUUCCACACCAUAAAGGGUCUACUUUUUGACUCUUCAAAGCUGGUCAGGACAUGUCUUGAGGACAUUUGGUCUGAAAUAAUUGUGAAGGAUUCCGCUGUGUCAGUUCUACACCUCUGCCAUAUGGGAAUUCUGUUGGAAACAGUUACUGGAUUGAAUGCGGAGAAUGGGCUGCUUCAACAUGGCAUGUGUGAAUCAAAUGCUGUUAUAGCUGAUCUGAGAGAGCACAAUAACAAGUCAAUAAAAGAGCUCGAGAUGUGCAGGGUUAUUAAGGGGAAAUUAUUGGCUGACAUUAAGAAUAGCUUUGACCGCAUUUCCAAGAAAGAAGAGGAAAACCAAGAACUCAGUGUCAAGCUAACCACUUUCGACAAAAAGAUAUUAGACUUACAACUUCAGGAGGAGUUGAUGCUGCAGAGGUCUAAUCACAUGGGAUCUCAGCUUUCUAUGUUAAUGAAGGAGUUAGAUUCGAGUAACAAAACUUUGGCUGCACCCCUUUUGGAUCAAGAGAAAUUGUUGAAGGACAAAGAAGAAGUAUUCGAUUCUCAAGCCAAGUCCUUCAUGAGAAACUGGUGCUUGAAAGAGUUCGAGUCACUUAUCUUGGCAUCAGAAUUAGAAGAGAUGGCUUGCCAUAAAGCGGAUACAGAAAGAGAGUAUAUCAGUUGCUGCGCAAUUCUCGAAGAUCUAAAGAAAGAAAUAAUUAUUUUCCAGAUAGAGGCAGAACUAAAAGAUCAGUUCUUGAAUGACAAGGAAAUUGAGGUUUCUGGUAAAUUCUCCUCACUGAGUCAGCAAACUCGGGAGUUGCAAAAUCUUUCUUGUGCGCUGAAAGACGAGUUGCAAAGGAAGGAGACAGAGCUAACUAGAAUGAUCAGCUUGGAGAAGGAAAAUGAGUCCCUGAGAAUUGAGAUAAAGAAUUUAAAGGCAGAGAACAGCUUAGUUCUCCAUGACCUGGAGGAGAAGAAUUCUGAUGUUGAAUCUUCUUUGAGCCAAGUAAAUCUCCUUGAAAAAGAAAAUCACAGGUUGAGGGAUGAAAUUUCGUCUUUGGAGAAACAUUUCCAGGCUGCUAGUGCUGAACUUCAUGAACUACAACAAUCUCAAUAUGCCAUUACAGAAGAGUUGUGCCUCAAAAGCCAGGACUUGCAAACAUAUGCUAGUAGAGUUGAUACAUUAAAGGAAGAGAAUGUUCUUUUGCGAGAAGAGCUCGACUCUCUCAAGAAAAGCAAGUAUGAACUUCUCACAAUGUCCAGGUCAAACAUGGAGAAAUAUGUUGAUUUGUUGGAUGAAAAACUAGCUGGUUUUCUGAGUGUAGAAGGCUUCGUGAAUACGGAUAAAAUGCUUCAAGAAAUCUGUGAAACUGUGCAGAGGACACAAGAGUUCGUAGAUCAGAUUGAUAGCUUGGAAUGCCAUGUCAAAGAGAUGGAAUCUGAAAAUUUGUCUAUUCAAACAGAGCUACUGAGGAAAGACGAGGUUCUUAAAGGCUUGCUAUUUGAUCUGAGCUUGUUGCAGGAAUCUGCAUCCAAUACAAAGGAUCAGAAGGAUGAAAUUGAGGAAAUAAUGGCUUCCCUUGAGGUUUUGGAGGAUGAGCUUUCAGCGAAGUCAGGUGAGCUUGAAGAAGCAAUGGCUGCAAGGCAAAUGCUUGAAGCUGAGUUGGGGGAGAAAACAGAUAUAAUCUCCACUCUCGAAUUGGAUAUCUGUGAAGAGCACAAGUCUCGAGAGUUUCUCCGGCACGAAAACGUGGAACUGCAGGCUCAGCUUGAAGAUGCCUUGGCUGCGAAAGGCUCUGUGGAGGAGGAGUUGACAGAGACAAAGAAGGUGAAUGAGAGCUUGGAAAUGGAGCUCUUGGAGAUGGGAAAUGCUAUUGAUUGGUUGAACGAUUCGAUCGAUUCAUUGACAAGCAAUGUGGAUGAGCUCGCCAGUGAGAGGGAUCAUCUCCAGUUGGAGAUGGUUGGUUUGAAGAACAAGCUUGAAGCAGAACAAGCACGGGCUGAAGAAAGUGAAGCAAUUGCAAAGGAAGCCCAACUGAUGGCUGAAUCAAGGAACCUCUAUGCUGAAGAAAAGGAGGCGGAGGUGAAGCUACUUGAGAGGUCUGUGGAGGAGCUAGAGUGCACUAUAAAUGUACUGGAAAACAAGGUUGAUAUUGUUAAGGAGGAAGCUGAAAGACAACGGCUGCAGAGAGAAGAACUUGAAUUGGAACUUCUCGCAGUGAAACAGCAGAUGCAGAAUGUCAAAAAUGCUGAUGCUGACAUGAGAAGAUUCAUGGAGGAGAAAGAGAAAAAUCUUCAAGAAGCACGCAAGAAAAUACAAGUUCUCGAGAGCGAUAUAGCUGAGAAGGACGCAGAGAUUGCCCAAUUCAAAGCACAUAUCUCUGAGCUGAACUUGCAUGCCGAAGCACAGGCUACUGAGUACAAGCAGAAGUUCAAGGCACUGGAAGCAAUGGCUGAGCAUGUAAGACCCGAGGGCCAUUUACUUCAUGCACUGAGUUCUUCACCGAAGAAGGCAGAGAAGUAUGGCGCAAAGGCCAGGGGUUCUGGUUCCCCUUUUAAAUGCAUUGGAUUAGGCUUGGCACAGCAAAUAAAAUCAGAGAGGGAUGAAGAGCUUACGGCUGCAAGGAUGCGCAUUGAAGAGCUUGAAUCCUUAGCCGUAAGCCGACAGAAAGAGAUAUUUACUCUAAAUACCAAACUGGCCGCUGCCGAAAGCAUGACCCAUGAUGUUAUUCGGGACUUGCUGGGAGUGAAGCUGGAUAUGACUACAUACAUGUCACUGCUGGACAAUCAGCAAGUUCAGAAGAUCACUGAGAAGGCUCGGCUUCAUAACCUUGAAUCCCAAGAGAUGGAGCAGGAGGCUGUUAAGCUGAAAAAACAGCUAACUGAUUUCAUUCAGGAGAGACAAGGAUGGCUAGAGGAAAUUGAUAGAAAACAGGCUGAAGUAGUAGCUGCACAAAUAUCUUUGGAGAAGCUUCGGCAGCGUGAUCAUUUGCUCAAAGCGGAAAAUGAGAUGUUAAAGAUGGAGAAUGUGAAUCAUAAGAAGAAGGUGAUGGAACUUGAAGGAGAAAUAAAUAAACUUUCUGGCCAGCAAAACCUCCAUCAGCGAAUACAUCACCACGCUAAGAUCAAGGAAGAAAAUAACAUGCUCAAGAUUCACAAUCAAGAGCUCAGCACCAAGCUGCGGCGGACAGAAGGCAUCCUUUCACGCGUCAAGGAAGAACUCAAUCGCUUCCGUGAUUCCCUUGGAAGGAAUCCCUACAUUGAUUUUGAUGAAGAGAAAAGAUUGAGCACCAAGCUGAAGGAAACUGAGGAGGAAAAGAUGCAAUUAGCACAAAAGUUAUUAGGUCUAUGUACCAGUGUUUUAAAGGCGGCUGGAAUUACAAAGCCUGUAAAUGAUGUAAACCCCUCGUUUGCUGAAGAGGUGCUUGAGCAACUCAAGAACAAAAUUACUUCCAUGGAUAGAGAAAUAGAAGAUUUGAAGUACAAGAAUAAGAUUACAAAUGAAAGAAUUCGAUUGUCUGAGCUAAUGCCACAAUCUUCACCAAUAAGUUCAAGGGCAGAUGAGAAUCGUCAAACUCCCAAACGGGUGUCCCAAGCUCCAUAUUUUUCUCCCCUAGAUCGCUGAGUACUGAUAAUCUAGUUAGCUUUUUCGCAAAUAAUUAUAUUGUACAAUUUUCUUUUUCCCCACAUUUUG
This is a messenger RNA of Morus notabilis, 8715 nucleotides long. RefSeq names its product kinesin-like protein KIN-12D. The transcript is spliced from 37 exons. Gene Ontology annotation, biological process: microtubule-based movement. Lineage: Eukaryota; Viridiplantae; Streptophyta; Magnoliopsida; Rosales; Moraceae. The record is from RefSeq and is a predicted model, not a curated record. Gene Ontology annotation, molecular function: microtubule binding; microtubule motor activity; ATP binding. The coding region runs from base 1 to 8646 and encodes 2881 amino acids.